Molecule: messenger RNA, 806 nt
Organism: Oppia nitens
Lineage: Eukaryota; Metazoa; Arthropoda; Arachnida; Sarcoptiformes; Oppiidae
Product: U7 snRNA-associated Sm-like protein LSm10
Exons: 1
Coding region: 381-770 (129 amino acids)
Biological process (GO): mRNA 3'-end processing by stem-loop binding and cleavage
Cellular component (GO): cytoplasmic U snRNP body; nuclear body
Molecular function (GO): U7 snRNA binding; histone pre-mRNA DCP binding
Source: RefSeq, a predicted model, not a curated record
UGUCCGAUUGUCUGAAUUAUGUUUUCAAGUGUUCAUCAAAAUGAUUGCCGAAAAUAAAAACAUGAAAUCAUUUUUUCGUUUAUUAAAUGACUAAUGAUUUGACAGAUAUUUGUCCAAAAAGUGAAAAUCUUAUAAUUAGUCAUCAAUUUGAUGACCCAAUUGGUGUCAAACAGCAGAAGUGGUCACUCGAGAGUCGAUUUCAUAAUUAGCGCCAAAACUUAAAUAUUUAAUGACUUAUUGAUUGGUAACCAUAGAGACCACACAAUAAUGUCCACUAAUGACGUGACCAGACAUGUGGUGACUGUUGUGUCCAUCGAUUGGUACAACAAAUUGGCGGUCAAUAGUGUGGACACUCAGACUAUUGGUGUGUUGGCCACUAAAUGACGGCCAUAGUAUCGGCCCGAGAGAGGGCAAAAUCGGCCAAAACGUUGAUCUGUUUGUUGCAAUCAUUGAUUGGCCGCCGAACUCGUAUUGAUUUACGUAACGACAAUCACCUGAUGGGAGUCAUCGACGGCGUCGACUCAUUCAUGAACACCGAACUGUCCGACUGCACGAUUCACGACAUGGAUGGCCAACUCGUCCAGUCGUUUGAUUAUUACUUUGCCAAAGGAUCGCGUAUACGGAUGGUUCACAUUCCCGACGACAUCGAUAUGGUUGCGGCCAUUGAGUGCCAAUUAGAGGUUAUUCAGAGCCGUCGUAAAGCUGUUCAACAAAAUAUGCAACGAAGGACUCAGUCGACAAUCGACAAGAAGUCCAUCGAUGAGGACUAGACUGACCACUAGUUUUAUUAUAUAUAUAUAAACGAA